GCGCUGCUUCAGUUGAUUUCCGAUAGCGAGCGUAGGCAAAACUGGCAACCUAGACCCGAAAACAAAAUAGCAGAAUGAGCUGCGGCACCAAGACACUGAAGGUGUCCUCCUUCGUUUUGGACUUUCUGUGCUGUGUUUUGGCGGCCCUGACCAUCGCGGCAUGCUCCUACGCCCUGAUAGCGUUCAGCCACAGCAUGGCCAUCCGAGUGCCCUGCAUCUUGGGGAUAGCACUGGGAGCCCUGCUCUUCCUCAGCACGAUCUUCGGUUGCAUUGCCGCCCUGAGAGAAAGCAUUCGCAUGACCUGGAUCUAUGCUGCGAUCAUGCUGGCCCUGGUGUUCGGACAGAUCACUGUGAUCUUCGCCCAACCCAUCAACUUUGAGCUCCUGGCCAACGAGACGAUAUACGACGCCUGGCAGGGACAGCUCUAUCAUCGCGGUAGUAUGUCCUACUAUGAGAUCAAGUAUCAUUGCUGUGGGCAGACAGGUCCCGCCGACUACCCGGAUAGUGGUCUCCGAACUCCGCCGAGCUGCUACCUCAACCAGAAUGUGACGGUGUCAACGGAUCUCUACACCGUGGGCUGUGAUCAGAAACUGGCACAGGUCUUCAUCAAGGGCACCCGCUGGGAAAGGAUCAGCGACUGGUCCGUAGUAGGAGUGGAGUUACUCACCGUUAUUAUCGCCGGUCUCCUGGCCAUAACCUUACAGAACGCCCAGCGUCGUCGUCUCUAUCGAUAAUAGUCUUUAAAGCAUCUGCCAAGAGUACUAAAAGUGUACAAAUAUUCUUAUUGAAAGUGUUCCUUACUCUGUAAAUAGUGAAAUGAAAAAUCGCUUUUGGGCGCUUUAAUUUAACGAAACAGAAAUGAUGCUAUAAAACAAAUUAAUUUAUUCGUUUGGAAAA
Molecule: messenger RNA, 897 nt
Organism: Drosophila biarmipes
Lineage: Eukaryota; Metazoa; Arthropoda; Insecta; Diptera; Drosophilidae
Product: protein late bloomer
Exons: 5
Coding region: 75-734 (219 amino acids)
Cellular component (GO): membrane
Source: RefSeq, a predicted model, not a curated record